UCAAUGCCUUACUGUAUGACAGUUUGGGUUUCCGUGAAGCAACUAGGUGGAGAGACGAGAGGACGGAGGGAGAGUGUCACCUGCUGUCACUUAUCAACAUGUAGUGCCAAGCUGAGUGCCACCAGGGGGAAGGCCAUGAAGAUGAAAUGUACUUACAGACUCCUGGUACUCCUGGGGGCUGCUUCCUGCCUCCUAGUCCUGCUGGGAAUCACAGGGGACGUCUCAAGAAUUCUGGACUUAGGAAGAUGCAGUUCGGUAUCCUCCCAAAAUUCUCCAGUCUCUCUCCCUCUCCUCCCUAGGUCUGCUUAUAAUGCCACUCCUGCCAGCCCGACUUCCAAGCCUGCAGCCACCAAGAGGCCCCAGCAUCUCGUGACUCGCUGGGAGGCCGCGGCUGUGGGUCAUGGGAAUAGAGAAGAAAAGAUUACAAGGAUGGUGCUCGCUGUGGUGUGCUGUGGUGAUCGGCUUAAUGAAACACGCACAAUGUUGAAGUCUGCUGCAGCUCUCUCCCACUCCCCACUUACUAUGAUUGUGUUCACCGAGGAGACUCUGAAAUCAGCAUUCACUGAGAUGCACUCUUCUUGGCCGGUUGAAGUUCGUUUCCGCAUCACCCUGGACCUGCACAGCAUCACCUUCCCCCCUGGCCAGGAUGCUGCCACCUGGAGGAAGCUAUUUAAACCCUGUGCUUCACAGAGACUCUUUAUGCCGUCCCUGCUACAUGAGGUGGAUGCCCUAAUCUACGUGGACACAGACACCCUGUUCCUGGCCCCCCUGGAGCACCUUUGGGGCCAUUUCUCAGCCAUGAAUGCCUCCCACAUGGCAGCGAUGGCCCCAGAACAUGAGGACCUGGCCACUGGAUGGUACAAUCGCUUUGCCAAACACCCUUACUAUGGACGCCUUGGUGUUAACUCAGGAGUCAUGCUGAUGAACCUGACUCGCCUCCGUCGCUUUGGAUGGGAAGAGUAUGUGGUCCCCAUCUACAAGUUCUACCGGCUGGCCAUCACUUGGGGUGACCAGGACAUUAUUAACAUUAUCUUCCACUUCCACCCAGAUAAGCUGUAUGUUUAUGGCUGUGAGUACAACCUCCGUCCAGACCACUGUAUGUACAUGAGCGUGUGUAAAACUGCUGAGAUACGAGGUAUCUUUGUUCUUCAUGGCAACAGGGGAACCUUUCACACCAACAAGCAGCCUGCCUUCAGGGCUGUCUACCAGGCCUGGGAUGAGUAUCAGCUGGGGCAGGACUUGCGACAGGACCUGUACUACCCCAUGCAGCGCUUCCUGCUCAAGGCUUCCAACACCACCUGUGGCAAGAUACACCAUGCAUUCCUCAAAGCUCUCAGCUCCAUUGUCAGGCUCAGAUGACCUCCACCACCCUAGGCCUGAAGAAAGAGGUCAGUCAUGCACAAGGACUCAACAGAAAGCUUAUAUUUCCUUGCUGAUGGUGAUGAUGGUAGGAGAAGUGGUAGUGGUCAUGAUGAGAAAAGAUGCUGUGAAGGAUUAGAUCUCAUUGUGUGGUGAGUGAAAUUAAACUAUGAGGAUUUUUAUAGUAUUGAAUCAUAUGCAAGUGCAUUCAUAGAGAAUUUGGACGAUCAUUUGAUGCUGAGAUAAGAACGAGAUGCUGUGUGUGUGUGUGUGUGUGUGUGUGUGUGUGUGUGUGUGUGUGUGUGUGUGUGUGUGUGUGUGUGUGUGUGUGUGUGUGUUUAAUUAGUUUUCCUAGUUGUAAUUUAUAAUGCUCGAGCCAAAGCUUAUUUUGUCCUGUCUCCAGUUUCUCUUUAAACACGUGUAUUCUGUUUGCCAAAACCACCUCUUCCUUCAAAUCAUUCCAGAUUUCAAUAGCUCAAUACAGGAAGCUGUAUUUCUUGAUGUCGCUUGAACGUCCAUUUUUCUUUAUUUUCCCCUGCCACCUCAUCCAUCUCUCUCUCCUCCAUCUGUGGUAUCAAGAAAUUUCUGUCUAUUCUAUAUUGUUUACUAAUUUGUACAUUGUUAUCAGGUCUCCUCUUUCUCUUCUCUAUUGUAGUGUUGGUGAUCCCAUCUCUUCAAGUCUUUCUUCAUAGUUUAAGUCUUUCAGUUCUGAUACCAUAUUUGUUGCUAUCCUCUGUAUUCUUUCCAGUUUCCGUAUAUUUUUUCUUCUUUGUGGAGCCCAAACUACUGCUGUGUAUUCCAAUUUAAGUUGUAUCAUGCUUUGUUAUAAUUUUCUUCAUCAUUUCUUUAUCUAAAUAGUUAAAUGGCACCAUAAUUGUUAACAAGCUGUAUGUACAGCUGAAUAUUCAAUUUAUGCCUUUCAGGUGAUAGUGUGUCCUGAAUCAUUACUCCCAAACCUUUUUCUUCAUUACUUUUUCAUUAUUAUUUCUCCUCCCAUUUUGUAAUUACAUUAAAGUGUAUUUUGACUUUUUCCUAUUUUCAACAUGUGGCACUUUCUGGCAUUAAAUUAUAAUUUCCAUCUUUGCCUCCAUGCAUGUAUCUUGUCAAUAUCCUUUUGUAACUCGUAGCCAUUUUCAUCCUUUAUUAUUUUCACAAUUUUGUAUCAUCAGCGAAAAGGCUUAUAUAACUAUUUAGAUCCUGUCAUAUCAUUUGCAUAUUUUUGAAACAAAAUGGGUACCAACACAGAUCCUUGCAGUAUCCCACUUGUCACUUCACGCCAACUUGAAUUAGUGUCUCUGAUUACUGUUCUCAUUUCUCUCCCUUGUAAAUAAUCAUCCAUCCAUCUCAAUGUUGCUCCCUUUAGUCCUCCUUCAUUCUCUAGUUUCCAUAUAAGACUUAUGUUAGAAACUUUAUCAAAUGCUUUUUUGAGAUCCAAACAUACCACAUCAACCCAUCUGUCCCUCUCUUGCACUCCAUCUAUUACUCUUGUAUAAAAAGCUCAGUAGAUUAGUGACACAGGAUCUCCCUCUCCUGAAUCCAAAUUGCUUUUCUGUAAUUAUUUUUUCAUCUUCUAAAUAUUGCACCAUCUAUCUUUAAUUACUAUUUCACAAAGCUUGUUUACAAUAUUUGUUAGUGACACUAGUCUGUAAUUUAAUGGUUCCAUUUUAUUUCCCUCCUUGUAUAUUGGGACUAUGUUAGCUGUUUUCCAUUCCCUUGGUACUUUUCCUUCUUUCAACAAGCUGUUGAUUACAUCCCAUAUGGGAUGUUCCAUUUGUUCUCUGCAUUCUUUUAAUAUCCAUCCAUUUACUUGAUCUGGUCCCAUGGCUUUUCCAACAUCCAGCUCUUCCAGCAGUUUCUUGAUUUCUUUUCUCUUUACUUGUAUCUCCUGUAUUCCCUCAUUCUGUGAUACCACUUUCAGUGCCACAAAUUUGGUUUCCUUUGUAAACACAGAUUGAAAACUCAUUCAUUAGUUAACUCAUCUCCUCAGUAGUUUCAUAAAUUCUCCCUUCUCUUUUUAACUUGUUUAUGUCAUCCCUAUGUUUAAUUUUUUCAUUUACAUAUCUGUGUAAGAGUUUGGGUUCUUCCUUGCAUUUUGUUACUCUUUAACUUUCAAGCAUUCUUUCUUCUUAUUAUACCAUAUCCAUUCCUUUCUGUAUUCUUCCCUAAUUAUUUCUGUUCAGUUUUUUUGUAAUUUUUCUCCAUGCCCUGUCCUUUUUUUUUUUUUUUUUCUUCUAUGCACCUGGCAUAAUACCAUUCAUGCUUCCCAAUUUUCACUUUAUAACUUGGUACAAACUGUUGCACCACCUCUCUAUACUUGCUCAAAAAUAUACCAUAUUUUCUUACACUACUUUGGCUUCAAAUAACUCAUUACAGUUAAUUUUUC
Scylla paramamosain (green mud crab) is the source of this 3742-nucleotide messenger RNA. It is a transcript of the gene shams, whose product is annotated as glucoside xylosyltransferase 1-like. NCBI's taxonomy places the organism in Eukaryota, Metazoa, Arthropoda, Malacostraca, Decapoda, Portunidae. The record is from RefSeq and is a predicted model, not a curated record. The transcript is spliced from 8 exons. Gene Ontology annotation, biological process: protein O-linked glycosylation via N-acetylgalactosamine. Bases 4 to 1359 code for a protein of 451 amino acids. Gene Ontology annotation, molecular function: UDP-xylosyltransferase activity.